AUGCGACGGAUCCUCCUUGGUGGGUCAGAUGCGAAGAAGGAUCCUCCUGGUGAGCCGCAAAACGGCGAAGAGGAUAAAGAUGCUUGCGAUACUGGUGAGGAAGACUCGGAAUGUAAUUUUCUCCGAACCCAUUAUCCGAGUGCCUCUGAACUUGACGCGGAGAAGAAGAAGCAAGCAGAACAGAUCAAGCAGGAAAAUCGUUUAGCACGAGGUAAGAGUCAGAGAACCCGGACUCUGUCGCAUACACAGACAGGUGCAUACGUAGGAAACAGCACCGCCAGGAGGAUAGUGUUGCGACUUAGUGCAAAGGAAGAAGCUGCUGCGAAAGCAGCUGCUGCUGCGAAACAAGCUGCUGCGAAGGAAGCAGCUUCUGCGAAACAAGCUGCUGCGAAGGAAGCAGCUGCGAAAGAAGCAGCAUCUGUGAAACAAGCACCAGCGAAAUUAGCGGUUUUGAAAGUACCUGGUGGGUAUGAUCCAUUUGCUGUUGCGGCCGAGGAAAGCAAGAAAGAAAUGGCUGAUUACUGUGCCACCUUACCGGGUUAUCCGAUGAAGGAGCCGGAUAAACAUGAAUACCCACUUUGGUAUUGGUGGUGGACUCUGCUGACUGAGGAAGAGUGGCUGGAUGACACUCAUGUCAGUGCCUGGACCAGAAUGAUGGCUCGUCGCCUGGAAACGCACCCGGACUGGUUUAAGAGUGAUAGGAUCAUGUUUCUUGACAGUAGGAUCACACAGUAUUGGGCGAGGGACUGGCCAAAUUUCCAGGCCUGUGAACUUCUUCCUGCCCAGUCACUGGACUGGUAUUUUGGGAAGCUCCCGAGAAGCAACUGA
Microthlaspi erraticum is the source of this 828-nucleotide messenger RNA. The record is from the annotation of a GenBank genome assembly. Lineage: Eukaryota; Viridiplantae; Streptophyta; Magnoliopsida; Brassicales; Brassicaceae.